Molecule: messenger RNA, 1173 nt
Organism: Chrysoperla carnea
Lineage: Eukaryota; Metazoa; Arthropoda; Insecta; Neuroptera; Chrysopidae
Gene: mei-W68
Product: meiotic recombination protein SPO11
Exons: 6
Coding region: 1-1173 (390 amino acids)
Biological process (GO): meiotic DNA double-strand break formation; reciprocal meiotic recombination; meiotic DNA double-strand break processing
Cellular component (GO): nuclear chromosome
Molecular function (GO): ATP binding; DNA topoisomerase type II (double strand cut, ATP-hydrolyzing) activity; DNA binding
Source: RefSeq, a predicted model, not a curated record
AUGUCCGAAAAUAAUAACGUUUUGAAAAUUUCAUUGCAUAAAGCAUUAAAAAGUACUGAAAAAUCAUUACAGAAUGUUAACGAGCCAUCGAUAAUAUUUAAUUUAAACUAUUCAAAAGAAAUUCGCCAAGAAAAACGUGAAAACUUAUUAACACGCAUUGAAAAUAUUAUGAUUGAAAUUCAUGAGGCUAAAAUGAAUGGAAAAAACUUUGUUCUUGAAAUACGUGAUCGUAGUCGCUGGAAUAAUUGUACUUUUAAUAACAUUGUUUUACUGAAAAAAGAUGCUACAGUUCGUACGAUCGAUUCGUCCAAUCUGAAAUCUCAAACAUUUACAAAUAUUGUGUUUUUACUUUCAAAAAUUUAUAAAUUACUUCAAAUUGGUGGUAAAUGUACUCGAAGGGAAUUAUAUUAUCAAAAUAUCGAAAUAAUUAAAAGCCAAAGAAUUAUUGACUCAACUAUUAAUGAUAUUUGUACCAUUCUGGAAGUACUACCAUGGGAAUUAGGAAUUAUGGGAACCAGUAAAGGUUUGAUUGCUGGUAAUUUGUCAUUGAAAUUAUUAGAUGGAUCAUUUAUUGAUUGCCACAAUACAAGGAACGGAGUAAUAGUCCCUCAGGACAUACAAGAUAUUCAAGAUAUAAAUUCAGACGCGAAAUUUAUUUUAAUCGUUGAAAAAGAUGCAAUUUUUCAAAAACUUUUAGAUGAUAAAAUUUUAAAUAACUUAGGUCCAUUAAUUUUAAUAACGGGAAAAGGAUUUCCAGACAUUAAUACACGAUUUUUACUAAAACGAUUAUCUUUAAAGUUGAGAAUACCAAUUUUUGCAAUGGUCGAUGCCGAUCCAUACGGAAUUGAAAUUAUGUUUACAUAUCGUUUUGGAUCGUUGAAAAUGUCUCAUGAAGGAAUAUCAUUAGCAGUACCAACAAUCCGUUGGUUAGGAUUGUUACCAAAAGAUAUCGAUACAUUUAUAAUACCAAAAUUACCAUUACUACCAACAGAUUGUAAUAAAUUAACAGAUAUGUUAACACGACCAUACAUAACAAAUGAAAUACGUGAACAAAUUAAUAUUUUAAUCAAUCAGAAGUGUAAAACAGAAAUUGAAGCAUUAACUUCCGUUGCAAAUUAUUAUAUUACAGAUACAUAUUUACCACACAAAAUAUGUGCGCAAGAUAUUAUUUGA